AUGUCUCACUACAAAGGUGGAAGUGCAGUGCUACUUGUUGUUAUUGCUUCAGUUUCAGGAAAUGUAGAUGCCAGUGGAAACGGCUUGAAAGAAGCUGCUCUAGCAGUGAGUUUGUUAUUGCCAGUGAUGAAAAUUAUGGCAAUAAGCAGUGACUGCACUUCAGAUUCUAAGGCAAUUGCGACAGGAGACAGCCUCUAUGCGUGGAAGUCAAAUGCAGUGUUUAGAUAUCCUGUCUGGUAUCAAGUAUCCCCUGAUCAGGCACAGCUGCUUGCAAUGCUUGUGCAGAUUCUUGGAGCAGAACGGUGUAUUGAAGUUGGCGUUUAUACUGGAUACUCAUCACUAGCCAUAGCAUUGGUUCUGCCAGAAUCAGGUCAUUUGGUUGCAUGUGAAAGAGAUUGCAAAUCUCUUGAUGUUGCCAAAAAGUAUUAUCAGCUAGCUGGUGUUUCCCAUAAGGUGGAAGUAAAACUUGGACUUGCAAUGGAUUCCCUAGAAUCUUUAAUUCAGAAUGGUGAAGCUGGAAGGAGCUCUUCCACAUUUCUUUGGUUGAGUUCAAAUGAGAAAAACCUGGCGCUGCCUUACCCUCAGGUUUCCUUUUGUGGAGUUUUAGCUGCUCUGGGUUUUAAACCUAAUGGGAGUUUGUGUUACUCUAUGAUUCCUUCCUGGUCAGUAGUGAUCGGCUAUGAUUUUGCAUUUAUUGAUGCCGAGAAAAGAAUGAACGAGAAAUAUUUUGAACUGCUGCUGCAGCUGGUGAGGGUUGGAGGUCUUAUUGUAAUUGAUAAUGUCCUUUGGCAUGGAAAAGUUGCUGACCCUUUGGUAUAUGACCCUAAAACUAUCAGCAUUAGAAAUUUUAACCAAAAGUUAAUGGAAGAUGAGCGUGUAAGCAUUAGUAUGGUACCUAUUGGAGACGGGAUGACAAUCUGCCGAAAAAGUUGA
Sphenostylis stenocarpa is the source of this 933-nucleotide messenger RNA. The record is from the annotation of a GenBank genome assembly. NCBI's taxonomy places the organism in Eukaryota, Viridiplantae, Streptophyta, Magnoliopsida, Fabales, Fabaceae.